Pectinophora gossypiella (pink bollworm) is the source of this 3406-nucleotide messenger RNA. Its product is annotated as sulfhydryl oxidase 2-like. Gene Ontology annotation, cellular component: Golgi membrane. The transcript has 2 exons. The record is from RefSeq and is a predicted model, not a curated record. NCBI's taxonomy places the organism in Eukaryota, Metazoa, Arthropoda, Insecta, Lepidoptera, Gelechiidae. Gene Ontology annotation, biological process: protein folding. Gene Ontology annotation, molecular function: flavin-dependent sulfhydryl oxidase activity; protein disulfide isomerase activity. The coding region runs from base 245 to 1963 and encodes 572 amino acids.
GCCAUAACCUUUAUAAUAAAAAGUGAAUGUUCAAUGUGACGUUUCUUCAAGUGUCUAUAGAAAUAACCGAUACAAAUUCUAAAUUCGUGAUUACUUUAUAAGUUGGUGUGACGUAUUGGAUUUACCACGCUUGAAAUGAUAUUAAAAGUUCAACCUUUUAAGAGUUAGUCGGAAGCUAUCGGUAGUGGUUGCUAGCCUCGCCACUAAACAAAAUAUUUACUUACGUGCAUAAACUUUUUACACGAUGGGCUGCUGGCAAUUUUUAGCAUUAUUUGUUUCACUAAGUGUUACGAUAAUAUAUGGUGCUGUAAUAUCUGACGAUGGCGACGUCGCCGAACAAGGACUGUACAGUAAGUCAGAUCACGUAAUUAUUCUAACUGGACGCAAUUUCGGAAGGAAGAUAUAUGCCAAACCAUAUGCCCAAGUGGUGCAAUUUUAUAGCAGUGGAUGCGGCCAUUGCAGAGCUUUUUCACCCAAAUUCAAAACCCUAGCAAGUGAAGUGAUACCCUGGCAGAAAGUGGUCAGAUUAGCCGUAAUUGACUGUGCCAAUGAAGAUAAUCUUGAUGCUUGCAGAGAUUUCCAAGUUAUGGCUUACCCUACGAUUCGUUUUUUGCAUGAACAGUUUCUCCAAGGGCCCAAUAAUAUUGGCCAGAAAAUACAAAUACCUGACACUGUUGAAAAGCUAAAGGGCAACAUAAUUAGCAAUUUGCAAGCUGAACAGCAAAGUGGACGUCUAGCUACAGCCCCCUCCCUGGCCAUUGGUUAUUAUAACAAUUAUGCUGAAGCAUUUCGUGAUGUGCCAAAUAACAUUUUACACUAUUUUCUAAUAUUUGAAAAUGCAAAUUCAACUGUGGGUUCUGAACUUAUUUUGGACAUGAUUGAUUAUAAGGAUGUUCAUGUAAAACGAGUGUAUGAUAACUGUGACCUAGCAUCUAUAGCACAAAUAACACACUCACCUGGCCUCGUGGUUGUUUCCAAGCCUACUUUACAACCCUCUAACCUUACACCAAAUGUUGCUUCAAAACAAAAUGUGGUAAAAGCUAUUACAAGAUAUUUGAUUUCUAAAAACUAUGUUUUCCCUGUUGUUAUUCAAGACCUAGAUCCAAAUACCCAUGAUUACCAUGACAAAAAGAGGCCUGCUGUAGAUGCAGAUAUAGUAUACUAUGCUGAUAUAGAAAAAGCUCUAAAAACUAUACUUACCACUGAAAUUCCAAGAUACAAUUCUUACAGUCUGGAACAACUUGAAGCUAUGUCUAAAUUUCUGGAGGUUGUAAGAGAUAAUUACCCAUACAGAGGCAAUGAUGCACUGCGAUCCUACUUGGUGGAGUUACUUGGUACAAUUAGAUAUAAUUCCAACUGGAAUGGAAAAGACCUACACAGUUUAGUUAGGAAUCUCGAGGCAAAACAUAGGCCUUUCAGGUCAAAUGAUUCUGAUUACAUUGGAUGUAAAGGAAGCCAACAAUCAUACCGAGGAUUCACUUGUGGAGUUUGGACAUUAUUCCACACAUUAACAGUGGGAGCUACAUCCAAAUCUGUGGCAGAAGGUCCUAAAGUGUUAAAAGCUAUGCAUGGAUAUGUGAAACAUUUCUUUGGUUGCACUGAAUGCUCACAACAUUUCCAAGAAAUGGCUGCAAAGAAUAGAUUGUUUGAUGUCAAAGACAAUGAUAAAGCUGUUCUAUGGCUGUGGAUAUCACACAAUGAAGUGAACUUGAGACUAGCUGGUGAUGUCACAGAAGAUCCAGAAUAUCCCAAAAUACAGUUCCCAAGUACAACUCGCUGCCCGGCAUGCAGGCUGGCUCGUGGUGCCUGGAACCUCCCUGUAGUGUAUGAAUAUUUGCUGAGGAUUUAUGGCAGCAACAACAUACAAGAUUUGAAGUUAAACUACAAUGGCAUCUCGUCAUCCAGCCCGCUCUCCAACCUGGACAUUGGAAUGCUAAGCGUCCUGUUACAUAUGGCAGCUUAGAUUUGUCGGUGAUGAAGUGACGUAGAACAAGACCUUUCUCUUCAGCCAGUUUUUACCACAGACGCGACAAGUGUUUCGACAGAGUCCGCGCCACACCGCCGACAGGUUCGUGUUGGAAAGUCUGCGUGCGACAGACGGAUUGUUUUCUUAAACUUGUUUGCCGACGAUCGAGGCAUGUGGAGCGGACGACUGUUGUUGCCACAUAAUCAUAUAUUCUACGUGCCAUGAGUUACCAUCCGAGUAGUAUGCUAACUUCAGUAAGGCAGGACCGAGUCUAGUUACAUCAUAAUAUCUACUUUACGUUCCUUUAUUACACGCCUCGUAAAUACAAUUGAAUCAUUUGUUUAGCAUUAUUUCCAUUAAACUGUUUAGUUACGUAUGUAUUUCUAUGUUCAAUUAAUAAUUAUUCACCGACAUCAAAGUAUGUAAUUAACUUUGAUGCAUGCCUACCUGACUUUAUUGGUUAAACGUAACGGCUCGGCAAAUACUUUUUUAUAUCAAAGUUUUUGUAAUUUGUUAUUAAGUUUCCAGUGAAAUUAAUUUAAACCUAUGCUAACAUCACAAAAAUAUGUUUAAUAUAAUGCAUGUCUAUUCAAAUCGAUCUCACCGCGGGAUACCUGUACCAGUGUCAUUUAAGUUUAUAUAAUCAAUGAACUGAAUUCAUUUUAAAUUAAAUUUUGUUCGGAUUCAAUAUUAUGUAAUAUCCUAGUGAUGUAAGUUAUGUUUUCUAAUUAAUUCUACCCAGAGGUCUGUAGCGAUAUGUUUUUUGUUUAAGUAGGAGUAACAGAACAAAGGUAGCAGUUCGCAACCCAACCACGAGGGUGUAUCGGGUUGUGAAUUGGUAUCUUCAAAGGUACAAUAUGAUAUUAUUAUGGCAUAGUGUUAGCGGCGUCCGUGCCUCCAUGGGGUGUUGCAAGCGAACGUGCUCCCAGUUGCACAGUCCAAUACGGUAUGCUCGCGGAAGGACAUAAAUAAUAUACCUAGGUAGUAGUUGUUAAAUAAAAAAAAAGAUGAGCACGCGACAGCACAAAUACAUAAAAAUAGUUUGUUGUAGGUAUCUUGACGUGCAUUCUAUUUUUUCUACUAAUUACUGUUCUUGGAAUCUUUAAAACUUAUCAGUAGAUACUACAUUUUCUUGUUUGUAAAAAAUGUUUAUGGCAAUUUGACGUGCGGAUAACAACUAAAAUACAAACUACGCUGUUCUUAUCUCUACCGUCCGCAUUAUUCGAAUUGCGUGUUGUUCGCAAAAGACAGCAUGUAAGACCAUUUUUAACAACGGUGUUUAAAACUAUCCUCCAAAUAUUUCUUGGAAAUUAUUUAUAUUUUUGUAUAAUUUAUCUUUUUUAUUACUUUUUAAAUAUGUGAGUAAUUAUAUAAGAAUUAGUAGACAAGGGGACAAUUAGGUAAUAAUAAUAUGUAAAAUCUGUAAAUAAGUUUGUGUUU